Ochlerotatus camptorhynchus is the source of this 2923-nucleotide messenger RNA. Its product is annotated as late secretory pathway protein AVL9 homolog. The transcript has 6 exons. The record is from RefSeq and is a predicted model, not a curated record. NCBI's taxonomy places the organism in Eukaryota, Metazoa, Arthropoda, Insecta, Diptera, Culicidae. Gene Ontology annotation, cellular component: cytoplasm. The coding region runs from base 380 to 2479 and encodes 699 amino acids.
UUCGCUGGAGGGGGCCAAAAAAUUUGCAUCAUUCUUUAUUCAAAGUUUAUUUUUAAAAGCAUAAAAAUCCUGUCCACCCACUUCAAAACAGCCCUUAUCGUGGGAAGCAAAGUUAUUCACGGCAGUAUUGAUCGUGUCGGUUUUCUUUCUGUGGAACGCUGAUUUAUUGGCGUGAUCGCGAAUUUCCUGCGGCGACUUAAAUCCUUGGAAAGGACAUCGGAAACCGAAAUCGCAAAGAAAAUCGAUUGCAUUUUGCGUUUGUUGUAACGUGAAAAAAGAAUCGUGCUGUGAUGUAGGAAGAAAAAAGUGUUUGUCAGUUCGGCGUUAAUAUUAGUGAACUGAAGCGGAUAGUGAAGAGGUUUGGAAAAAGGUGGGAGCAAUGGAUACCAAAAAUCCCAUCCUACACAUUCUGGUGGUAGGAUUCCACCACAAAAAAGGAUGUCAGGUGGAGUUUUCCUAUCCACCCUUGAUAGCCGGAUCGGAGGGGAAACAGGAAUGUCCAUCGGGCUGGAAGUAUCUUCCGACCCUGGCCCUUCCGGAUGGAUCUCAUAACUUUAGCAAGGACUUUGUUUGCUUCAAUCUACCCAGCCUUACGGAUCCGCAAGAGUCUAUCUACGGGAUCAGCUGUUAUCGGCAGAUUCCAGUUGAGAAGCUCAAAAUUCGAACGGCCGACAUGACUCGGAGUACGGUGCAGAAAGCGGUCUGUGCACUGCUGUCGAUUCCGAUCUAUGGGUACGUGGAGGUAAAACUUUCGCUGAUUGCUCACGCUUUUUUCGAGCAGGGUGAUUUCUCCUGUACCGAUAUAUUGGUCAAGGCGUACGACCAGCAGAAUGCUUGCCUUUACUCGAUGGAACCGCUGGAGCUGGCUCCGGCUAGGUUACAUUUCGUUGGAUUACCUCUGAGGGAGCUGGUAUUGAAAUGGCGACAUAAAUUACUCAUGCUUUAUAAGCUUUUGAUGCUGCAGAAACGUGUUAUCUGUUUUGGAUCUCCAGUUCAACCGACGUGUGCUUUGAUCUUGGGAGUUGUCUCACUGCAUCCUGAGCUACUGUCCAAAGGUUUCCAGGAAGUGGCUUGCGUUAAAACAUCUCGUCCCAUGUCACCAAUGCCUAAUUUCGGUACGCCUCAGGAAGAGGCGAAAAAAUUCCCCUCCGAACAGAGUUCACCCACCAAGGAGUGCUCAACAGUUGAUCACGAUACGCAGGGCGAAUCGUCUGGGUCAGCUUCGUCAACCGCUCAAGUAACCGUACAACCGCAACAACACUCGCAGGAUACCGAUUCCGGGAGUGCAAGCACCACUCGUGAAAUAACACCCUGUUCGGAUGAUGCUCAACCCACCUCACUGGAAGAUGAGGCCAUAGGUGGUCGAAAUGGUACAACUAGCGCACGGCCUGCUCUGGUUCGUGAAACCAGCGUCGAUACGAUUGCAUCCAACUUCUCCAGCCUGUGCGCCAUCAAGCCGGAGGAAUGGGCGGCCCCGAUGAAGAUUUUCCAUGAGGGAAACCUUUGCCUACCGUACCUAUCGCUGCCAUAUAUGGAUCUACUAACGGACCCAUCGGUGAAGGGCUACAUCAUUGGGGCGUCGAAUGUCCUCUUUCAGCAGAAGCGCCAACUGGCGGACGUGAUGAUCGAUGUGGAAAACGCAGUGAUUGACGUGUACGAUCUGGAUCUCAAACGGCAGGCCCAGUUGAGCACGGAGGAUCUGAGGUUUGCCGAUUUUAUCAUACGUAACGUGCAAAAUCCGAAAGAGGAUGCUGAAGGGAGCGAGGUGUGGAUACGGGAGCAAUUCUAUGGUUAUAUGGUGGCGUUGCUCAAGUCUUCGCUUUGUCCAGAAGGAAGCAAAGAGUUGGAGCACUUCAACGCACAUUUCAUGAGUGCCCUCAAGGGAACUCAAUGCUAUCAAGACUGGCUGGAACGGAGCGGUGGCGAAGCGAAUCAUGCUUUCGAAGCCUUGGUCGUGGGACAUCCGUUUGCGGGAACUCUUUCAGUUGCCGAUAUGAAGCUGCGCAUCGCACAAACCAUGCAAAACAGCGAAAGUGGUCGCAAGCUGAAUCAGGCAGUCAACACUACUAGUCGAGCGGUGGGUGGUGCCAUCAGUACUGCUAAAGGGGCAUUUUCCACCUGGUGGACGUCGAUUACGGCACCGGUUCCGAUGGCGGCUGCAGCGGGCGAUCAAAAUCAAUCCCACAGCACACAAUCCGGCAAUGCUCAAAAUAACAGCAACAACAACAACGACGAGGACGACAUUGGUGGUCAGUGUCCCGAGUCGAGUGAUUGCGACGACGAUCCGGAACAGGACAGCAGUUAUAGCGACAGCGACCGGAGUCAAAGUAACGGAAAUAAAACUUCCCCACCACCGCCACUAUCACCCAGCAGUCAGAUCGUAACGGCCAAAGUGACGGCGGAAAAAACCAACAACAUUAUUGAAAUUGGUAAAGAGGCUGAACUGUUGGAUCGGAAGUCGAAAAUUAUCGACAUCUAGAAUGUGGCAUCCCACCGUUAGUUGUUUGUAAAUGAGUGUCCUUGAAAUCAUUCCAUAUAUAGAACACAGGGAAAGCGACACAAGCACGAGAGGCCAGUUCAAGGAGCAUGUUGUAAGUUGCAUAGUUUUCCGUUCCGUUACAAGUACUUACACAAUACACAUACAAAUAGCCAAUAGUUGCGCUGACUCACUCACAAAUACAAAGCAUGCAAGCGCAUUCAUCUCGCUUCAUUAAAACAAAGAAAGAUAAAGAAUAUAUUGUGAACCAUUUAGGCUUCGUUAAGUGAACCCCAUAACAAUCCGUUUACAACAUUUGCUAAGUUCUCAUAAUGAAAAAUAAAAUAGUAAACAAUCGUGUGAUAAGAUAUUAUAUUCAAAAUCUGAUUAGGUAAUCGCUACAGAAUAGCUGUUUACUGUAUAAUGUCUAACAAUAAACAAUGUUAU